This is a messenger RNA of Paramecium pentaurelia, 1656 nucleotides long. The record is from the annotation of a GenBank genome assembly. Lineage: Eukaryota; Ciliophora; Oligohymenophorea; Peniculida; Parameciidae.
AUGAAUGAAUCUCUUUCGAUUGAGUAUCCUUUUAGACUUGGUAAAAGAAGAACAAUAUCAUCCCAGUUAUCAAAUCAAAAGAGUAAAACAAAAACUUUAUUUACUACAAAAUUGGAAGAUGUAAGCAUAAAAAAUGACAAAUUAAAAGUGAUCCUUAAGCAAAGGAUAAAGUCAGAUUUUGAGUAAUUAAAAGAAUAAAUUGAUGAAGUCGCAAAGAAAGAGGAAAAUAAAUAAAUUAAGGUUUUGGCCUUAAUAAAUGGUUUCACAAUGGCAUCUUAAAAAAAAGGUGUAUUUAGAUAUUUGGAAUCUUUGAAACGAUUACAAAUGUAAAAAGUUGUUUACUAUUAAAUAUCUAUUCUUCCAAUUGAUAUAAAUUUGAGAGCCAUAGCUUAUUUUCCUUAAAUCUUAAAUGUAAAUGCUGUUGAAGAACUAAACAUAUUUAUAAAUCCUAAGUAACACCAAAAUAUAUCGUAUGGCAAAAAGAAUAGAAUGAUUCCUUCUGAAACUUGUAAUUUUUCUAAUUUAAAAUCAUUUUGCAUGACUAUUUAAGAUUAGAAAUUUUAUGAAGUAGAAAUAUCCCUGUUAUCUUAUAUUCUAAAUUAUUGUUCAAAGUCAUACAAGUUAGAAAUUUUAAAAUUGAAUUUUGGAAAAUGCUAUUUUGAAAAAGCCGAAAUUUUUCAAUAAAUUGUUUCUAAAUGUUUUUCAUGUUCCAAAAACUUAAAAAUUUUAUAGUUAGAUGUUAGUUCAGUAAAUAAUUUCAAUAAAAUAAAUUUUUAAACUUAUGAACUUACUUAAAAUAUUGAAUAGCUCUAGUUAAAUUUAGCAAAUAUACCAUUAACCUCACAAUUUUUUUUAUCUUUGCUAGCUAUGUUAGGGUCAAUGAAAUUUUUAUAAAAUUUAGGUCUUAAUUUCAGCAAGUCAAACGUUGAUUUUAGAAAAUUAUAAUUUCUUUUAGAUACAGUGAUGAAAAUUCCUCUACUCAAUACAUUUUCUCUAGAUUUGAGUAGUAAUAUUUUUUGUUAAUCAUUCAAUACAAAGAUUUAUGAAGAAAAUCUAACAAAUAAAAAAUAAUUGAAAUAAUUGAACUUAAUUUUAAAUGACACAGUAUGUCUAAGUGAUCAACAUACAAUUCCCUCCCCUGAUUUUGGGAUUUUAGGUAAUUUUACUUUUAAAAAACUUGUUUUAAAUCUAAACAGCACAAUCUAAACUUACAAUACAUUAAACAUUUUUGGAUGCGAACUAGAGCAAUCAAAUUGCUCGGAUAUAACUUUGAAGUUGAAUAAUACAAGAUUAAAUUAUGAUCAUAUUUUAUUUCUUCAAAAAGCAUUAUAAAACUGCAGAACCAUCCUAAGAUUAUAAUUAUAUGUUUAAAAUAAUUUGAUUUAAACUAACCAAAUGAGCCUCAUAUUGGCAGCAUUUAUUUAAAUGAAGUUGAUGACAAUGAAUAUCCAUUUUAAUGAAGAAAUUAAGUCGAAACUAAUUAAUGAUUUUGCGAUGAAUAGCACAUAUUUAUUGAAAAGUAAUUUAGUUACAAAAAGAAUUGAAUCAUUAUUAAAUAUGAAAAAAUUGUUUGUUUCCGUGAUAAUAAAGCUUGAAAAAUACAAUUUAGAACCAGAAGUUUUACAAUUUUUAAAUGAUUUAUAUUAAUUUUAAUGA